GGAAUGUGACCCACGAGUGUCGGCAACGGAGCACCCCUCGCGUGGCUCCCAGGGUCCCAGUUGCUGCCGGUCGGUCUGGGCGGGUUUGGCUCGGGAGCUGCUGGAUUGCUGCGCACCGGACUGGGGCACCCGGGCAGGCCCAGGUAGACACGCCCCUUAAAGAUGACCCUUCCCUCCUGAGAAGCAGGACCACUCAAAUAGGAAGCAGACUUCCUCAAGGAGAAUAUGAAAGUUCUACUCAGGCUCCUCUGUCUCAUCGUCCCUCUGCUCUCACUGGAGACCGAUGAAUGUAAGGAGUAUUUGCACAAGAUAAUUUUAUUUUCAUCUGCAAAUGAAAUUGAUAUCCGUGACUGUCCUCUUACCUUGAAUGAAAAGCAUGGCGCUGUAAUCUGGUAUAAAAAUGACAGCAAGACACCCAUAUCCAUGGAGCUGGGCUCCAGGAUUCAUCAGCAAAAAGAGCGGCUUUGGUUUGUUCCUGCCAAGAUGGAGGACUCUGGACACUACUACUGUGUAGCAAGAAACUCAACCCACUGUCUCAGAACUAAAGUAACUGUGAAGGUUUUAGAAAAUGACCCCGGCCUGUGUUACAACGCACAAGCUACCUUCAGACAGCGUCUCCACAUCGCAGGGGAUGGAAGUCUCGUAUGCCCUUAUCUGGACUUCUUUAAAGAUGAGAAGAACCAGUUACCCAAAGUUCAGUGGUAUAAGGAUUGCAAACCAUUGCCUCUUGACAACAUAAACUUCUUUGGAGCCAAAAAUAAACUAAUGGUGAGGAACGUGACCGAAGAACACGGAGGGAACUAUACUUGCCACGUGUCCUACACAUACCUGGGGACACCGUACCCAGUCACCCGAGUGAUAGAAUUUAUCACAAUAGGUGACAACAAGAAUGAUAGGCCUGUGAUUGUGAGCCCGCGGAAUGAGACCCUAGAGGUAGCCCCAGGGUCCAGGAUACAACUGGUCUGCAAUGUCACGGGCCAGGCCACCGACCUUGUCUACUGGAAGUGGAAUGGAUCAGAAAUUGAGGAGAAUGAUCCAUUCCUAGUAGAAGACUACCAACUUGUGGAGCGCCCUUCAGCCAGAAGAAAGCAUACACUCAUUACAACACUUAAUAUUUCAGUAGUCCAAAGUCAUUUCUAUCGGCAUCCAUUUACCUGUUUCGUGAAGAACUCAAAUAUUAUAGAGUCGGCACAUGUCAAAUUAAUAUAUCCAGUCCCUGAUUUCAAGAAUUACAUCAUUGGGACCUUUGUCAUCUUAACGGCUACAAUCAUAUGCUGUGUUUUCAUCUAUAAAAUCUUCAAAGUUGACAUUGUGCUUUGGUACAGGGAUGCUUGCUCUGAUUUUCUCCCCCCAAAAGCUUCAGAUGGAAAGGCCUAUGAUGCGUAUAUUCUUUAUCCUAAGACCUUCAGAGAGGGACCAUCUUCAAACUUAGAUACUUUUGUGUUUAAACUGUUGCCAGAAGUCUUGGAGGGGCAGUUUGGAUACAAGUUGUUCAUUUGUGGAAGGGAUGACUAUGCUGGAGAAGACACUAUCGAGGUUACUAAUGAAUACGUAAAGAAAAGCAGGAGGCUGAUUAUCAUUUUAAUGAGAGACAUGGGAGGCUUCAGCUGGCUGAGUCACUCAUCCGAAGAGCAGAUAGCUAUAUACAACGCUCUAGUCCGGGAAGGAAUUAAAGUUGUCCUGCUGGAGUUGGAGAAAAUCCAAGACUAUGAGAAAAUGCCAGAAUCUAUUCAAUUCAUUAAGCGGAAACACGGAGCCAUUUGCUGGUCAGGGGACUUCAAAGAGAGAACACAGCAUGCAAAGACCAGGUUCUGGAAAAACGUAAGAUACCACAUGCCUGCCCCACGGCAAUCAUCACUGUCCAGACACCAUUUACUAACCCAGGAUCCUGUGCUAGCCACUAAGGAGAAGCUGCAGGCGGAGACUCACUUACCAAUCGGCUAGUGUGGCUGAAGCGGACCAAGAACUUUGGGAUGCCUCCUGUCACAAGACGCUGAAGCUAGGCUGUGCCGCCCAGUGACGUGUACUGUCAUAAAAACACACUAGCGUAGUCCCUUAUCCCCCAGGUCACCUGGAAUCAUAUUGUUCAGGGGAUAGGACUUGGUGACAGUAGUGGGCUAGGACAGUUCAGAGCGAGCGUUUGGGAAGCUGCUCAGGGAAGCCGCUCUGGAUGCUUGCUUGCCAACUGUUGAGGCAGUGAAUUGGGAGGAUCAAGGUUCAAGGAGUGGGCCUCAUCUGUGGGCGGUUUAACUAAAUUCUGUGCAGCCUCACAACAGGACUGUGGUUGUCCGAGGACACUUUGGGGGUCACUGGUAAAGAAGUGAUUCCCCCAAGACCUUGGAAGGCAUAACUAACUUCCUUGCGUUUUUCCAGACACCUCGACCGCCAAGUUUCAAAGACUAAACUUUAUUUUGUAGACCUUGGAGACCGUCGUUUCAACAAAGGAACCCUCUAGGGUUCUCUCCACAGCUGUUAAGCGUAGAAGGAAGCCACCUACAAGUUUCUUCUGUUCGCGUGUCCACCCUGGAAUGGCUGCUGAAUCGCCUGUACCUGUGCACUUUAGUCAUUGCUUCUCUGGAAAUGCAGCUUUGCCCUGCUCCCAGCUCUGCCACAAGCACAGCCCCAGCGUGAGUGGGAGCCUACACCCCCACGCACUCUGCUUACCUCACCCGCUGGAGUGCAAGCGCAGAUGCUGAAGCCUACACAGCCUUCCUCCCCAUGGUGUCCCCUGCCAGGGCCCUCUCCUGCCCCUCACCAUCCACCAUGUCACUGCAGCACAGCCUCAGGAGACAGUGCCUCUGCUCUCUGCUCACCUCUGUGUUUGCUGAGCUUCCCACUCCCUGUGACUAGAAUUCGCUCUUUCGUUUUCUUCACCUGACAAGGGAUUUGCCCACGUUCAAAGUUUAUUUCAGCGCUAAAAUCCUCAAGUGCCUAAUCUCUCCUUCCUCUAAGUCUUGGUCACCUCCUGUCCUGCCGGGACAUUGCUGCCUGCUGCUGGUUACCUUAGAAGGGGACUGCUUUGCUGGCAGCAAUCAGUCUACCCUGAGGAGGAGGUGGUAGUAGUAGUAGGUGUCCUUCUCUGUCCUUCACUGCUUUCUGGAAUGUGAACACGGCAUAGGUUAGCCAAGGCCUUUAUUUUAAAAUGCUCUUGGUUUAAUUGUAUUUACAAUUUGCAAUUAUUCUAUUUUUAUAUAUAGAUCAGGGACACUGACUCAUUUAACACGAUCACUCUUUUAACUCUACUGGACCUGGGCCUUGAACUUGAACUUUCUGGUUUCUAUCCCUGUGCUCCAACUUUUUAAUUUCACAUCCGUCACUGUCCGCUCACCCUUACUCAGUCCUCCUGGGAGAAGAUGUGAGUGUUUUCAUAGGAAGCAACCAAGUUUGGGAAUAUUUCUGCAGAAGGAACAAACGCAGUCCUUUUCGGUGCAGGGAGGAAUUUCAACAUGAUGUUUUUAUUUUCAAAGUCCCUAAAGGUCAGCAUUUCUUCUUCAAAAAUGAAAGCAAAUUGGUUUCUGUGGUACAGAGGUUUCCUGUUUGUUUGUUUUUUUUACUUGAUGACUGUCUCCAGAAUGAUCCUGAUAGUUCUGGAAGAUUGCAAAGCCAGGUUCACAUGCCAAGAAGAAACCCACAGUUUUAAGGGUUGUAUGAACACGGAUAUCCUUCUGUCUUUUAUUUUUGAACAUCUGCACUGGGUGAGCACAAAUAUUAUCUAAAAAGCAUCUUCUCACCUACAUAGAGAUAAACAAGUCCCACAGUUUGGGAUUUUGACUCUAUUUUCAACUUCUUUUUGUUCUGGAUCCAACCCGAAUGGAUGGGUCACUGGAUUGCUGGGUCGGAGAAAGGAAGGCUGUCCCAGAUGGCAGCCAGAUCGGGUUUUUUUUUUUUUUUUUUGGUCAGUUAUCCAGGAAAUAUAUUGGCAUCCAUGUAUAUUAUGAGUGAAUUAGAGCUGGUGGGAAACUUGGCCAGAAAGUAUAAUGAGAGGGCCACAAAUAGUGUGACACCAAGAUCUGUGAUGGGGAUAAGAGCAGAGGCCAGGCCUGAGCCAAGAAAGACCCUGGAUGGAAUGGUAGCAUCAUACCCGGUCCCCAGGGGAGGGUGAAGAGGCUGAAUCCUCAUAUCCAGGCAGUGGGGGCUCCCUUUGACUUAACCCUCCUCCUCCCCAGAAGUAUCUGACUUAAGCUAUAGCUCAUGACUUCCCCAUUGCGAUGAUUUCACUGUGCUUUCUUACGGUGUUUUAAAAAGGCCAACCAAGUGUUGCAGAAGUUUGCACAUGCAACAAUGUAUUAAUUACCAGUGUUUAAAACUGGUUUAGCAGAAUGUACAUUUUUCUCCCUCCUGCCUUUUGAAUUUUACUUAUGAUAGGAAAAAUAUGAGCCAUUUUAAUGACUUUUUAAAUAAAUUAUAUUUAUACUGAUCUAUAAUGAAGGUUUUUUUUUUA
Molecule: messenger RNA, 4441 nt
Organism: Phodopus roborovskii (desert hamster)
Lineage: Eukaryota; Metazoa; Chordata; Mammalia; Rodentia; Cricetidae
Gene: Il1r1
Product: interleukin 1 receptor type 1
Exons: 12
Coding region: 226-1944 (572 amino acids)
Biological process (GO): regulation of inflammatory response; signal transduction
Molecular function (GO): interleukin-1, type I, activating receptor activity
Source: RefSeq, a predicted model, not a curated record